Messenger RNA from Octopus sinensis (East Asian common octopus), 540 nucleotides. RefSeq lists its product as uncharacterized. The transcript has 2 exons. The record is from RefSeq and is a predicted model, not a curated record. NCBI's taxonomy places the organism in Eukaryota, Metazoa, Mollusca, Cephalopoda, Octopoda, Octopodidae. Bases 1 to 540 code for a protein of 179 amino acids. Gene Ontology annotation, molecular function: nucleic acid binding.
AUGACAAAACAUCAGAACAAAGGACAAAGAAUAAAUAGUAUGUCAUUGGAAGAAAUUGGUAAUAUAACAAUGAGGAAAUUUGUGAAGGUGAAAAUCAGAAAUACAAGUGUUAAAAUGCAGUUGGACACUGGAAGUGACAUCACCAUUAUAAAAUUCAUGGUAGAACAUGUAACUACUGCUCCAAACUAUUCCAGAUCUAACAGACAGGCAGAAUGCUUUGUCGAUACCUUCAAGAGAGCCCUUAGGAAAUCAAUUAAGGAAGUCACAGAUGUAGUAGCUCUACAACAAUUUCUAAGAGUGUACCAUGUGAUACCAAAUCUGAAUGCACCAGCAGGUAGAUCAACAAUGGCGUUAAUGUUUGCAAGGAAAGUAAAAUCAGUCUUUGAUAAAUUGCUCCCUGGCAAGAAGACAAAAAUUGCCAGGGAAGACAUAGCAAAACUCUUUAAAGUUGGUGAAAAGGUGUAUAUGAAGGCAUACAAGAAUGGAAAGCAAAGUUGGGAAGAAGGCAUAAUUACCAAAUGCAUAAGUAAAAUGAUAUAA